Molecule: messenger RNA, 4257 nt
Organism: Delphinapterus leucas (beluga whale)
Lineage: Eukaryota; Metazoa; Chordata; Mammalia; Artiodactyla; Monodontidae
Source: RefSeq, a predicted model, not a curated record
UGCGCGGCGCGGCUGGCGCUGCGCUCCGCCCCGGCUGCAUUGCUGCGCUCCUGUUGCCCAGGGGAGCCCACGCGCCGCGUGCGCCCCGCAGCCGGCCGCCCAGAGGCAGCGCAGACCGCUGGCAAUGGGCCCCGGGGGUGCCCGGAGCUGGGGCUCUGGGCUGAGGCGCUGAAAGGCGCCCUCUCGUCCGCGGGGCCCCGCGCCCGGCCCGCCCACCCGCCUGCCCGCCCGCGGCCAUGGCCGUCCGGUCCGGCCUGUGGCCAGCGUUCCUGGGCAUAGUCCUCGCCGCCUGGCUCCGCGGCUCGGGGGCCCAGCAGAGUGCCACAGUGGCCAACCCGGUGCCCGGCUCUAACCCAGACCUGCUUCCCCACUUCCUGGUGGAGCCUGAGGACGUGUACAUCGUCAAGAACAAGCCGGUACUGCUGGUGUGCAAGGCCAUGCCCGCCACGCAAAUCUUCUUCAAGUGCAACGGGGAGUGGGUGCGCCAGGUGGACCACGUGAUCGAGCGCAGCAUGGAUGGGAGCAGCGGUCCCCAGGAGAGGCAGGACUCCCACACCUGGGACCCACUGUGUACACACCAAGGCCUUCCCUGGGAGGCCCACCCUCACAAGACUUCAUCACUUGGACUGCCUGCCAUGGAGGUCCGCAUCAAUGUCUCGAGGCAGCAGGUGGAGAAGGUGUUUGGGCUGGAGGAGUACUGGUGCCAGUGCGUGGCGUGGAGCUCCUCGGGCACCACCAAGAGUCAGAAGGCCUACAUCCGCAUUGCCUGUGAGUCCAGGGCGGAGGUGGCCCUAGGGUGUCACUGGGGGAGGAGGGCUCAUCAGAAAUCCUCAGAUCCUGCCUUGAUGGGUGGAGGGAGUGCCUAUGGACGCUGCCCAGCCACCCCCACAUCCCCCUGGGCACUUGACACUUCCUUCUGGCAUGUGCCAUGGCCCCUGCAGGACCAGGGGACAGGGUCAGCCAGGCUGACCUGGCGUGAGGCACUCAGCCUGGAGGACACUCUUGUUCUUCCCCCAGAUUUGCGCAAGAACUUUGAGCAGGAGCCGCUGGCCAAGGAGGUGUCCCUGGAGCAGGGCAUCGUGCUGCCCUGCCGCCCGCCAGAGGGCAUCCCCCCAGCUGAGGUGGAGUGGCUCCGGAACGAGGACCUGGUGGACCCAUCCCUGGACCCCAAUGUGUACAUCACGCGGGAGCAUAGCCUGGUGGUGCGACAGGCCCGCCUGGCCGACACGGCCAACUACACCUGCGUGGCCAAGAACAUCGUAGCUCGUCGCCGCAGCGCCUCCGCUGCUGUCAUCGUCUACGUGAACGGUGGGUGGUCGACGUGGACCGAGUGGUCCGUCUGCAGCGCCAGCUGUGGGCGUGGCUGGCAGAAAAGGAGCCGGAGCUGCACCAACCCGGCGCCUCUCAACGGGGGCGCCUUCUGUGAGGGGCAGAAUGUCCAGAAAACAGCCUGCGCCACCCUGUGCCCAGUGGAUGGCAGCUGGAGCCCGUGGAGCAAGUGGUCGGCCUGUGGGCUCGACUGCACCCACUGGCGGAGCCGUGAGUGCUCUGACCCAGCACCCCGCAACGGAGGUGAGGAGUGCCGAGGCACUGACCUGGACACCCGCAAUUGUACCAGUGACCUCUGCGUGCACACUGCUUCCGGCCCAGAGGACGUGGCGCUCUACGUGGGCCUCAUAGCCGUGGCCGUGUGCCUCCUCCUGCUGCUGCUCGUCCUUAUUCUUGUGUACUGCCGCAAGAAGGAGGGACUGGACUCGGAUGUGGCCGACUCAUCCAUUCUCACCUCAGGCUUCCAGCCCGUCAGCAUCAAGCCCAGCAAAGCAGACAAUCCCCAUCUGCUCACCAUCCAGCCAGACCUCAGCACCACUACGACCACCUACCAGGGCAGUCUGUGUCCCCGGCAAGAUGGGCCCAGCCCCAAGUUCCAGCUCACCAACGGGCACCUGCUCAGCCCGCUGGGUGGCGGCCGCCACACGCUGCACCACAGCUCACCCACUUCCGAGGCUGAGGACUUCGUCUCCCGCCUCUCCACCCAGAAUUACUUCCGCUCCCUGCCCCGCGGCUCCAGCAACAUGGCCUAUGGGACCUUCAACUUCCUUGGGGGCCGGCUGAUGAUCCCUAAUACAGGCGUCAGCCUCCUCAUCCCCCCGGACGCCAUACCCCGAGGAAAGAUCUACGAGGUCUACCUCACGCUGCACAAGCCGGAGGAUGUGAGGUUGCCCCUAGCCGGCUGUCAGACCCUGCUGAGUCCCAUCGUUAGCUGUGGGCCCCCCGGAGUCCUGCUCACCCGGCCAGUCAUCCUCGCCAUGGACCACUGUGGGGAGCCCAGCCCCGAGAGCUGGAGCCUGCACCUCAAAAAGCAGUCCUGCGAAGGCAGCUGGGAGGAUGUGCUGCACCUCGGCGAGGAGGCGCCCUCCCACCUCUACUACUGCCAGCUGGAGGCUGGCGCCUGCUAUGUCUUCACGGAGCAGUUGGGCCGAUUCGCACUGGUGGGAGAGGCUCUCAGCGUGGCCGCGGCCAAGCGCCUCAAGCUGCUUCUGUUUGCCCCCGUGGCCUGCACCUCCCUCGAGUACAACAUCCGAGUCUACUGCCUGCAUGACACCCACGAUGCACUCAAGGAGGUGGUGCAGCUGGAGAAGCAGCUGGGAGGACAGCUGAUCCAGGAGCCCCGCAUCCUGCACUUCAAGGACAGUUACCACAACCUGCGCCUGUCCAUCCAUGACGUGCCCAGCUCCCUGUGGAAGAGCAAGCUCCUCGUCAGCUACCAGGAGAUCCCCUUUUAUCACAUCUGGAAUGGUACACAGCAGUACCUGCACUGUACCUUCACCUUGGAGCGCGUCAGCCCCAGCACCAGCGACCUGGCCUGCAAGGUGUGGGUAUGGCAGGUGGAGGGCGACGGGCAGAGCUUCAACAUCAACUUCAACAUCACCAAGGACACGAGAUUCGCUGAGCUGCUGGCCCUGGAGAGUGAAGGGGGGCUCCCAGCCCUAGUGGGCCCCAGUGCCUUCAAGAUCCCCUUCCUCAUUCGGCAGAAGAUCAUUACCAGCCUGGAUCCACCCUGUAGCCGGGGUGCCGACUGGCGGACUCUGGCCCAGAAACUCCACCUGGACAGCCAUCUCAGCUUCUUUGCCUCCAAGCCCAGCCCCACAGCCAUGAUCCUCAACCUGUGGGAGGCGCGGCACUUCCCCAACGGCAACCUCAGCCAGCUGGCUGCAGCAGUGGCCGGACUUGGCCAGCCAGAUGCUGGCCUCUUCACAGUGUCAGAGGCCGAAUGCUGAGGCCGGCGAGGCCCACAAAGCCUACACUCUCACCAGCUUUGGCACCCGCCAGGGACAGGCAGAAGCCACCACCGGGGAGAGCUGUGUGGACAGGCCCCCUCCUGGCAGACGCUAUCCCCUAACACUGGCCCUUCAGACCCUGCCCGCACUCCUUCCCCUCCAUGGCCUGCCUGGCCGGGCUGGCACUGCCACCUGCUCCGACUCUGCCCGGGGCCCAGGGUGGACAGUGCCUGGAGCCCGGGCUGGCCCCAGCCCAUCUGUGUGUGUGUAUGUGCGUGUGAUGCUACCUCUCCUCCUGCCCCAGCCAGGGGGCCGCAUACACACGGGCAUACAUGCACACGAUGGGCUCGGGACGUGGCCCCCGGAGCUCCUGCCUGAGCUGGACCUUAUGCAAACAUUUCUGUGCCUGCUGGGUAGGGGCACAUCUGAGGGGCCUGGCUCCAAGCCUGUGGGACUGAGGGCCACAGCUGCACAGGGGGCAGCCCCUGGAUUCAGGCACACAACUACCACACGGGCAUGUGCCCAUGCAUGUCCCGUGUGCUCCUGUCACAUGCAUCCCCCCACACAUGCAUCUCAUGCUGUACACCUGGAGGCUGCUCACGUCUCUCACGCCCGGUGUCAGUCCACAUCUGCCUCUCACAUGCUGCCCUUCUCCCACCCACCCAGGGACACCCAACGGCUCCUCUCCGAUCCCCCCCUGCCCCCAGCCACGAGGAGCCCUGCCUGACGGGGCAUGUGAAUAUGCAACGGGAGUCCCGGGCUGGACAAUGGCGAGUGUGCGUGCCGUGGCGUGCCCGUUCUUGGGGCUGGCCGGUGCCCCCGUGCGGGGCCUGUCAUGUGAAGCUUGUGCCCUGACUCUGUUUUAAGUGCAUUCGUGCACUUACACUUGGCCUUAUGUACACAGCCUUGCCCGGCCGCCAGGGCGCGUAGGGAUUUUAGCGGACGUGAAUGUAAAUAAAUUAUAUAUAUAUAUUGCUAA